Scophthalmus maximus (turbot) is the source of this 5757-nucleotide messenger RNA. It is a transcript of the gene phf3, whose product is annotated as PHD finger protein 3. Gene Ontology annotation, biological process: DNA-templated transcription. Gene Ontology annotation, cellular component: nucleus. Lineage: Eukaryota; Metazoa; Chordata; Actinopteri; Pleuronectiformes; Scophthalmidae. Bases 228 to 5234 code for a protein of 1668 amino acids. The record is from RefSeq and is a predicted model, not a curated record. The transcript has 16 exons.
CUGUUGUCUGUGUCUGUUGCCUGUGUCUCCGCUGCCAUGCUCCUGUAAACACAAGCCACGUGACGAGCUCCGCUGCCUGUCAGGGGCUUCGCGGCGCUGGGGGCGAGAGACGGAGGAGUUAGUGGAGGAAGUUAGUGAGGAGCAGCUGUCCGUCGGUGCUAGCAUGUAACCUUUCGGCGAGUCGGAUACGGCACCGCAGCGAGGGAGACAAGAAGGCAGCAGCAUUCAUGGAUAUUGUGGACACCGUGAACCACUUAAUACCCAGUGACCAGUUGGAUGACUCCCUGACAGUAGGUCAGAAUUUGGAAUGUGAGGCGGGUAAAGAGUUAGCGUCCGGACUGCGACUGGAAGAUUCACCGAAGAACAUGCUCAGUGACAAAGAUCCCAUGUUUGGAGGUGCAGGCUCUCAGUUCAAUCUGCUGGACAAUGAGGACACUGCGUUUCCGGGUACUGGCUCCACCGGUCUCGGUGAAAUUUCGGGACCCACGGGUGUCAGCAGUGAACUGACUCCUACAGAGACCACACAAGACAAGAGUCCUGUUGGCGGGCAGAAGAAACGUACACAACACAGUGGUGACCCACAACCUGCCAACACAUCCACCGACGCCAUGAGCCGAGGACGACCAGGAAGGAAGCCAGCCAACAGGCUGAAGAACUCGUUUAUCAUCGACAAAGGAGUCAAAGGCACCCAGCUAAAGAAAGAGUUAACUCUGGGAGGGCGCAUCAAUGUUAAUGACCUUGAUGGUGGAUUAUGGCUGAAACCUGCGGUUGUAUUGAGACGACUGACGGUUACAAUUGCGGGAUUCAAGAUCGAGUUGCUUCCGGGUCCCUCCUAUACACAGUGCGUUGAUACAAGCCAGGCUGCGUGCUUCGACGACGGCAUAGCGUACAGCGGGGACGUAAGUUUUGCCGUAUUGCCAAACGAUGCCGUCACUGUACAGAAUCCCACAGCUGAGAAAAUCCCGGGUGUACUGGAGGUGGAGGUAACUGAGGAGAGCACAGCCGAUGAUGUAGCCCUGGGGCUGGGCCCGUAUGUGAAUCCUAAUGAUGUGCAGACCUCCAACGGGACAUUAAAAGGGAGCCCCUGCACACAAGAAACAAAGCUCGACAAUCAGAGUAUUCCUGGAAUGCAAAAGCCAGUCGCCCAAGAAAAAGACGACACAAAACAACCCCAAUGCAACGAGAACAACAGAACGACUGAUAGUAAGACUGAGGGUAAGGAAAAACAGCAGAAUAUGGCCAAAAAUCUUCUUAAAUCUAAACAAGGACUGACUCCGAACAAGCAUCAAGACUUGGUUUCAUGUAAACCAAGAACCACGAUCAAAGAGCAUAAAGUAUCCCCAAACCCGCCAUCAAAAUCCAUCCAAAAGUUGUCUGACCUGCACAAAAAUCAACCUCUAAAGGAAAAGAAAGACAUUGCACCAUUGAAAAGACCUGCAGAAAACACCCAAAGUGAGCAUGCUUCUAAAGCACAAAAGAUACAGGGCACGGGAGAUGGUAAAGUGAAGCCAAAAGUGUCAAAUCCACCUAGCUCAGGGGGGAAGAAGAGCCCAUCGUCUGGCAGCCGCGUUGGUGAUCAGCAGACACCAACCAAACACACUCCCCCUCCCAACAGCUCCAAAGUUGAGACCGCUCAGCCGGCGCCUAAUCGUCCGAGCCACGUGGUAAAAACGCCCGAAGAAGCAGGGCAAGAGAAGCCCAAACUGAAAAAGCCAGAAAAGAUCCUGCAAAGACUGAAGAGCAAAACCACAAGAAGCAUCUCUGUGGAUGAGCCGCAGCUAUUUAUUCCAGAUAACGCUCCUGUUGUGAAGAAGGAAACGACGGAGGAGCAGUCUGCCAACAGUGAGACCGUGUGGGAUGGAAACAACUGCUGUGGCUUGUGCAAGAAACACCACAAUAACACGUUCAUGGUAGGCUGCGGUCGCUGUGACGACUGGUUCCACGGCGACUGCGUUGGUCUCGACCUGACGAAAGUAGGUGAGAUGGAGGAGGAGGACCAAAUGUACGUUUGCUUGAAGUGCUGUGAAGAGGAGAGCCGGAAGGUGGAGCCGGAGGUCCAGAGUCCGGCCAAACCAGAAGUUCAAGAAAAGACUGAGGUACAGGAUCACAAGCUGCCCCCCAAGCCCAGACCGGGACCUUCCCAGACACUCACAUCAGGGGGGGUCAGACCAGUAAGAAAGGAUCCUGACAGAAGGCACUCUGCAGAUGCACCUUAUAAAACAGGCGUUCAACUGAAACAAGAGACGAAAAGUAAGAGUUCAGCUUCAAAGAAACCUGUGUCCGUGGAGGCAAUCAGGCGGAGUGUGCGUGAUUCUCUAAAAGAAAUCCUUACACAGAGGUUGAAGGAGUCCGAUUUGAACAUCUCAGUUGAGAGGGCCUCUGAAGUGGCAAAGAAGACAGAGAGAGAACUUUUUCACUUGUAUAAAGACACUGACAACAAAUAUAAGAACAAGUACCGGAGCUUAAUGUUUAACCUCAAAGACACGAAAAAUUUUGUUCUCUUUAAGAGGGUUCUCAAAGGGGACAUUUCACCUAGUAACCUGAUUCGAAUGAGUCCUGAGGAACUGGCCUCGAAAGAAUUGGCUGCUUGGCGACAGCGGGAGAACCGACAUACAAUUGAGAUGAUUGAAAAGGAGCAAAGAGAGGCAGAGAGACGACCCAUCACCAAGAUCACACACAAGGGCGAAAUUGAAAUCGAAAGCCAAGAACCAGUGAAAGCGCCUGAGCCUGCGGAGCUGGAGCCUCCUGCCAACGUGACUGAAGUCUCUGCCGAACCUCCAGACAACCCGGAGAAGAAAGCGGAGAACAAGACGGAGAAAGACACUACCAACCAACACAAGUCUCAUUUAUUUGACCUACACUGCAAAAUCUGCACAGGCCGUAUGGCGCCCCCUGUGGAGGAGGCGGCGACCAAAGUGGUCAAAGUUGCCACGACCGUUGUCAGGAGACAGUCCACCAAAUCAGAGGAAACAAAAGGCACAGCUGCGCCCGCACACGAAGACGACCUGCACCUCAGCGCUUUGGAGGAGAGCUUCAGAAACGCCCAGUCAGGCUUUGAAUCGAGGUCAGAUACCGGAGCUGGAAGAGAAGGCGAGGCCUCUUUCCUUUCCACCCUGAAGUCACUUUGGCGAGGAUUCAUCCACAUGCCCGCUGUGGCAAAGCUAGUGACAAGAGCCUUCCCCGUCUCAGGCAUUUUGGAUAAUUUGACCGAGGACCUGCCGGACAGCAUUCAAGUUGGCGGGAGGAUAAGUCCGCAGAUAGUGUGGGACUACUUGGAGAAGAUUCGGGCAAGUGGAACUAAAGAGGUGUGCCUGAUUCGCUUCUCACCUGAGACUGAUGAAGAUGAGAUCUCCUACACUCUUCUGUACGCCUACUUCAGCAGCCGUAGGCGUUUUGGGGUGGUGUCUAACAACCGGAAACAAGUGAAGGACAUGUAUCUUAUUCCACUGGGCGCCACGGAGAAAGUUCCACACCAGCUUGUUCCCUUUGAUGGGCCAGGUUUAGAGAACAACCGUUCCAACCUUCUCCUUGGACUCAUAAUUCGCCAGAGACCAAAAAGGGAUUUUCUUCCAGUGGACGUGAAUGAAACUGGGAGGAUUAUUCCUGAGAUCCAGCCCAUCGCCGUUUCCACGAAAGAAACCAGAGCAACGGAGGAGGACGAGAAACUGUUUCUCUCUUCUUUAACCGCCACGCAUAAAAAAGAGAAGGACAAACCACUUGACCCCGCCGAGGCUGUCGAUGAGCCAGUCACAGAGGCUUUUGAAGAACCGUCUGCAUCAGAGGAGACCAACAGUCAGGAGUCACAAAAACCACUGCGCUUUCUUCCUGGUGUGUUGUUGGGCUGGGGUGGAGAAUUACCACCUCUGCCAGAUGUUGGAGGACUUCCCGCAGCAGCAGCAGCAGCUGACGACACCCCGAAGACAACAAAGCCACCCCCGAAGACUGAGGCAUCAACUGGAAACUCGAAAAGUCCAACAGCUGCUGCGCCACGAGAUCGCUUUGUCAUCAAGAAGAAAGAGGCUAAACUUCCGAAGACUGAAGUGGAGCUCUCCAGCCCAACUGAAGCAUCUCCUGCUAACAACUCGUUGGGAAAAGAUGCGGCGGUGGUGACCCACGCUGCGCACAUCUCUCUGAAAGAUAAGCCUCCAGAUGUGUCAACUGAAGCCUUCCUGGCGAGCCUGUCGGCUGCGCCGAGUGGGACUGAAACUAUCGGCGCUGCCCCGGCCAUCAAAGACGACGCUGGCCUAUCGUCUGAAACUGAAAAAGGAGCGACUGAAGGGAAUUCUCUGUCGCAGUCAAAACCCCAGGCUGCUUCGGAUCACACGACUAGCUCAAAACCUCCUCUAAGUGGAAUAUUGAAAAAGUCCUCCGCAUAUUCCAGUGUGAAUGAAGUCAAAACAACGGCGCUACAACAAGAUAAAGUCAGCCCCCCAGCUCCUCCGAGUCCUAAACCUGUUCCUGUGUUGAGCAGCGCUAGAAAUGAGGCAGUCACAACAUUUCACCAAGGAUAUUUACAGCUUUCUCAAGCCAAGAACAAACCUGAGGAACAAAACCAAUAUGCUCUUCAAUCGUUUCCCCGUAAGAAGGAAGAUACCGGCAUGUCCGAGAGUGGUGCCGCUGGCAGUCCAGCGGCAUGUCCUCCCGCAGCACAGGAACCACAGGCAGCACCCGCUUUCCCAGCAUACAACAGCGCAGAACCUUUCCCACCGCAACAGCCUCAGGUACUCUGCAGCUACGACUACCCAAGUGGCCCCACCACUCACACGUUCUCCACCCCAAACGCCCAGGACGAGAAUCACAGCACACCGUGGGCUCAGGACGGCACUUCAGAUGUUCCCGAGCUUCAGUCGCAGUACCCCGAGAGUUUCUCCGAGCAUCCUCCGUCCCUGGCCAAAGACCACAGGCGUCCAGAGGAGCGAUACAGUGACCCGUGGGAGAGGCCGCGGACCACCGAGGACAGGGACCACCACGGGCGGCACGGCCACCAAAAGGAGUCCCAUCACGGGAAGAAGAGCCGACACCACGAGCGGGAGAAGAAGCACGAGCGCGGCCACGACGACAAGCACAGAGACCGGAGCCGACACCACGGACACUCGGAGGACCGUCACGCUGAGAGGAGGAAAGAGAGGCACCACAGUGACGAGCACGGCAGCCGCCACAAGGACAGACACAGACACAGGCGGGACUCGGAUCACGAGAAUGGACGGAGAAGUUCAAAAGACAGUUUUUCAUAGUUGUCUUUUUGUUUUUUAAAGCAGGGUCGUGCUACAAUGAUCGUUUGUUUGAUGUUUUAUACGCCAGUCUGCAGAUUCUGUGACGUUUUCUUCGUAGAGGUUCCAUUUUGUUACACAGCCAAACUAUCAUUUCAGAGGGACUGUGAAGAUGAUCACUGAUGGUCUUCAGACCGAGAGGAACUCCACAUCAAAUUUUUAAAACCGUUUUAUCUUAUAUGGAGCUGCCGUACUGACCACAGAUGAUCAGCAGAUGUUUUUUCCGUCUGGACCAUUUGGUGAGAGGUUUCAGUUGGAGCGUUUUGAAUGAAUGUAACGGAAUACAUUUCACUGGACGGUGGCUCCACAACAGCAGCUUUGCUUUUUGUUUUUCCAACUUAAUUUUAAAUUGCUUAAAUAUUUUAUAAACUUACUUUCUAUUGAAAAAGUAUGUACAUUUUGGCUUGUAUAAAAUAGAGAUCAAGUGUGCCUUUGCACUGUGUGUUUAUGUACAGUUCGUAAUAAAGCUAAUCCUCUUUUUAUAUUA